Labrus mixtus (cuckoo wrasse) is the source of this 4466-nucleotide messenger RNA. RefSeq names its product protein sel-1 homolog 3. The coding region runs from base 360 to 3656 and encodes 1098 amino acids. The record is from RefSeq and is a predicted model, not a curated record. The transcript is spliced from 25 exons. Lineage: Eukaryota; Metazoa; Chordata; Actinopteri; Labriformes; Labridae. Gene Ontology annotation, molecular function: protein binding.
UUAGUGAAGAAGAAGAAGAAGAAAAUGGAGGGAAGAUUGCAGUAACGCAACUUUUUGGAUACCAGCUGCCAAUAAAACCCAAAGAAGAAGAAGAAGAAGAAGAAGAAAAUGGAGGGAAACCAGACAAGAAACACUGGGGACAAGAACUAGAAAGUAAAUCAGUCAUGCACAGAGGGACUUUUAGAAACACAAGGAAGGAAAAGACAGGACACACUUAACCCAGGAAUAUUAACAAUAAAAAACACAGGAAACAGAGAAACACAAGGAUACAAAUGACAAAACCAAACAGGAAAUCCCAUUGAAGCAACAACACCAUUGAAUGGACCAACUAAACAAAGCUUAAGGAAGAAAACUUGAAAAUGAAAGUGUUCAACUCCGUCAGUUUUGGAUGCGUCUUCUCUGCUGCUGUGAUAUUGGCACUCUGCGUGUCCAAAACCAUUUCGACCUCCUCAGCCCGGCCUGCUGAGAGCCGGCCUGACAAUUUCAUAGAGUUUCACUCAGCGCCUGACAGAGUGGUGGAUGGCUCAGCGGUCCGUGUGCACUAUCAGUGCUCCAGGCCGUGUCGGCUCGCCGUGGAGGUGGUGGUUUCCACAUUAAAGAAGACAGAUUUUGUCGUUUUCAGGAGGAGAUGGAUCGGCGGCGCGCCCGGAGUCUCCAGGAUCCACCGGGUGCUGCUCAGAUUGCCUCCGUCCAUUUUAUAUCAACAAGACUUUUUCAACAGGAGAGUUUUGGACGCACAGAAAGCGUCUGUCCGUGCUUUGUUGGAACAUCUUGAUGAAAGCAGUGAACCCAGGACGCACGAGGGCUCCUCCAGGUUGAAGGUUUAUAAAGUGCUGCAGAUAUAUCCAAAUGAACGUCCCACUGCGUGUGCUUCAUGGUCUGCUCACCUUAUGUGGCAGAUGAGCAGAAACAGAACUCAGUGUCCACAUGAGUCAGAUGUAAUCGAUAUGCUGACAUUCCCUUUGGCGAGCACCGGUGAAUACUUCGGAGUGAUCCGCAGGCUGCAGCCUUUCAGGGACCGAUCCCUGGAGAGAGCCCGGCGUCAUGCUGUGACAAAGCCCAGAGUCACCUUAUCCGUGUGGAUCUACCUGCUGAAAUGGUGUCACAGGAAACUCUGCGGGAUCAUCCAUCACGUGGACAGAAAGAAUGUAUACGAGUCGGUUGUGUUGCAGCUUACAGACGCAGGGGACGUCAUAACUCAGGUCCGAGUGACAACUGGAGAAGAUGCCGCUUUCCGGGCUGGUUUAACGUUGCCGCUGUGGAAGUGGAUUAGAUUAGACUGUUACAUACAGGACUCCAAGGCACUGCUGGAUGCAUCGUGGGAUGAUAUAAUGCUCAGAAUUACAUAUGAAUUUAAUCAGAAUGUCCGACUCGAUGACACUGACGGAUACUUUGCGAUGGGAGGAAGCAGAUUCUUGCCGGGCAUCCACGGCUAUUUCGGGCCUGCCAAAUAUUACCGUUUUGGAACUGAACAGGUGAAAAAUCAACUUCAACCCAAGUCAACUGAACUGGAGCUGGAUGCGACUCAUCAGGAGUGUCUGGAAAUAAAAACAUUUACAAAAGCUUUCCUUCACGAAGUAACCCAGAGUCACCCUAUGUCACAGAUUAGCAAAGAUACCACUCCCUUCAUCAGAUCAUGGGGUCAGACCAGAAAUAAAAUCUGCAAUCAAACAUGGAAUUUUGAAAAUCAACUUAGAUACAGCCAACUCUUUCAUUUCUUGCUGUCAAAACAGGAGGAAAUCAGAACAGGAGCUUUGGGCAUGGAGCACCUUGGGAGUGCUUUGUUUGAGCAUGCAGUUAAUACAGUGUUCAUGAUCAAUCAGGACCAUAAUAAAAUAACUUUUAAUUCAACGUCUUUACUACGAGAAUCUUCCUGCUUUGGGAAUCACAAAGCAUCUCUCCUGUUGGCCUCCAUCUACCUCUCCGGUCUGGGAAACUCAGUGGAUUUACAAAAGGGUCAUGUCUAUAGUUUGAUUGGUGCGGCUGCUGAUCACCGUUUGGCCCUGAUGCAUGCUGGGUAUAAACACUCACAAGGACUUGAUGGAUUCCCUAAAGACUUGGACUUAGCUUACAGCUACUAUGCUAACACAGGGCUACAGAGCAGCAUUGACAUCAACAGCAUUCAUGAAAACAAGCAACACAUUAUUGAACACAUCUAUCUCGAUAAUCCAGAGGAUUUGAACCAACACAACCACGAGAAAACUGACGUCUUUCAGUAUGUGAAAUUUCUAGCAGAGAGUGGAGACGCAGAAGCUCAGAGACAGCUGGCAGCGAUGCUCUAUAGAGGCUACAACGGAGCUACAAAAGACCUGGAGCGUGCCGCCAGGUGGUUUAAGACCAGCGCCAUGCAGAUGAAGGAUCCUGUAGCCAUGUUCGACUACGCCAUGAUGCUGAUGACGGGCGAGGGAGUGGAAAAGAACGGCAGCCGAGGUUUUCGACUGAUGCAGAAAGCUGCAGAGAUGGGCUCAGAUAGAGCCAUGAAUGGUGUGGGCUGGUACUAUGGGAGAUUUCUGAAAGACCACAGAAAUGCAGUCAAAUACUUUGAACAAGCAGCGUUAAAUGGAAAUGAAGACGGCAUCUUCAACCUGGGACUAUACCAUCUCAACCGGAAGAACCCGGACAACCCAGUGAAGAAUGAGACGGCUGCGUUCCAGCAGUUCCUGAAAGCGUCGCGGUAUGGCCACGUUUCAGCAGUGGUGGAGGCGGCGUGGUACUUCUCGACAGGAAACCUGGAAGGAGUGUCUCAGGAUGUGGAGAGGGCUGUGAUGAUGCUAAAAACGGUGUGUGAACAGAACGGACACCUUGGAUUAAUAGUCAGAGAGGCGCUCCAGGCCUACCUGCAGGGCUCUCGGCAGGAGGCUUUUGUGAACUAUGUUUUGGCAGCAGAAACCGGUCUGGGUUUGGCUCAGAUUAACGUCGCUCAUCUGUGUGAGGAGCUCAAUCUCAGUCCUGAUUGUCGGUGGAGAUAUCAUAACUACUCUGUUUUAAACUAUGAACCCAAUCCAGUCGCCCUCCUGAAAAUGGGAGACUACUACUACCCCCCCUCCAGCACGCGAGCCGACUCAUUAUCCUUGGUUGGUCGGGCGGUAUCGAUGUAUGGCAGAGCAGCUGUAGCGGGGAGCCCUCAGGGAAUGUUCAACUUGGUCCUUCUGGUACAACAAGGACACACUCUGCCACCCGACGUCCACGGCUUCUUUAACGUGUCACAUCAUGAUGAGCAGCACACGGUGGUGGAAAAGAUCUUAAAAAGAUGUGUGGAGGCUGAGAGUGAAGACGCAGUGACUCCGUGUUCGUUAGCUCUGCUCGGAGUCCAGAUGGGAAAAGCCCUGAGCAGAAUGACUCAGAGUUCUGCACAGCUCGUCUUGAUGUAUGCAUCUCUUCUUUCCAUCGCCGUCAUCAUUGUCGUUGUGCCUCUGCAGAGCUGUCUCAGUCAAAGGAUUACCAGCCAACAUGUGAGAGCGGGGAGCCAAGAUGGAGUCACCUCGAGCAGAGAGCAGAGCGGCAUCAUGGGAGGAAACCUCAGAGCGGCAGGGAUCCCCCGGGUUAUCACCCUGAAAAACGAGCAGUGGCUCCGUCAGACCGGAGAGUGGGUGGUGACUGUGUCGGGCGUGUGCCUGUGUGUUUUCUGGACCGCACUCCUUUAUCAUCUGUUAUGACAUUAAAACAGCUCGAUGAUCCCUCAGGCCGUCACACGCAGCGCACUGUAAGAGCACACAUUUAGCAGGGUGAGUCUCAGCUCUGAUCACGUUUGUGUUUCAGCAGCCUGUGACUCAGUUUGGAUCAUGAGACAGAGAGGAGACCAAUGCUGCUUUAUCAGAGAGUAUAGAUAACGUUUCCUCAGUUACAUUUUUCCAUUGUAGUGAUUGUGGAAAAUAAUCGACUCAUCACGCGGUUCUUAAAUUAAAGCCGAGUCUGACCUGCAGUUCAUCUUGUCGUGGGAAUGAGUCGCCAAGAAAGAGAUAAACUAAAGCUUCUGUUAUGCAGGGGGAAAAUGUGAUGAUAAAAAGUAACUUUGUACAGCACUUAGUGAAAUGAAAUGCCUCAUACAGAGUAAUAAAACUAAACUAGACAUAAUGUAUGAAUAAAAGAUGAAGGAUGAUAUACCCAGCUCAAAGCAGGCUCACUAUACUCUUCACUCAUUAGAGAAAGAGAGCAGAAAUUAAAAGGAGAUACAUUUUUACAAAGAAUAUUGAGGAAAUAAAUAAUAAGGAAUAUUUUUGUCAAAGGUGAUGACAAGGUGAUUAAUUUCUUCUAAUUCUGAUAAUACAGACUUUUUUAAAUGUUAGAGCCUCACAUACGAGAGGACAGACUUUAGGUUCAGAGCUACAUUGUGUUUUUGUGAUUUGGAUAUUCUUUUAUCGUUAUUGUUUUGACUAGAUGUCUUUAAACUCUUCUUUUAAUCUAGUGAAUCACCUUUUAAUAAUUGUGUUGUUAUUCCUCAAAAAUAAAGAAUCUUACUGACCGUA